Clupea harengus (Atlantic herring) is the source of this 989-nucleotide messenger RNA. Its product is annotated as transmembrane protein 272-like. The record is from RefSeq and is a predicted model, not a curated record. The transcript is spliced from 5 exons. The coding region runs from base 280 to 801 and encodes 173 amino acids. Lineage: Eukaryota; Metazoa; Chordata; Actinopteri; Clupeiformes; Clupeidae.
GAACACAAACAUGAUUUCACACCACCUUUAAGCUUCAUGUACCAGCUGACUUCCAUUUACCGUGUCGUGACCACCUCAGUCAAUUGGUGUAUAUUUAUUUCAAUCAUUUCAAUCAUCAGAUAUAUAUCACCGUAAGAUUGGGUAAGCCUAUUUGAUGCAGUGUUUUGUCACAGCCAGUGUCAUUGUGGAUGAUAAUAGAAAAUGAAAGUAAAAGUUUCUAUGUAGCGUAUCACUCUGAACAAUCAGACACUUCUCAACACCGCUGCAAGUAGACCCAAUAUGGACGACCCUGAUCUGUGGUGUGUGAUCUGGCUCCAUACAGCGAUUGGUCAAAAGAGAUGUCAGAUCAUAGGGAGCCUCGUUCCCUUCCUUCUCAUAACGUUGGGGUUGAUCCACCUGCACAACUGUCCCAAGGAGCCCAUGGUCCCCAUCUAUGUAAUUGUGGGAUCUGCAUUCUUCCUGGUCUUACAGCUAUUUGCGUUGUGUGGCCAUGGUACAUUGUGCAUCAUCGCCAGUAUUCCGAUCCUCGUCUUUCUCUUCUGCUGGCUGAUUGCAGGUAGUGUGUAUGUCUACGGAGCAUUUCAACCCGACUACGAGUCCAGACACUCUCCGGAAUAUUGUGAGAAGAUUCUCUAUCGGGCUGCAUUCUGCUGUACCAACCUGGCAUGGGCGUGCAUAGUGAUACUUGGAAUGUAUGGGUUGUGCAAGGUCUGUUGUCCCUCAUGGAAGGUAUGCUAUGACAAACAGAGGGAAGAUGACAGUGAAAUGGGAGAAAAUCCUCCCCCUCAGGAUGAGAAUUAACAACCAGUUUUCCAGCAAAAAGGUCUCUCUUCACUUCACCACAAAAACAACUCCAAAAUGAAAUCCACAUACACCAUAACAUUAGUGAGUGACUACUCAUAAAGUUUCCCUUGUGCACUCAAAACCUAGUUUUUUUUACAUUUCCAAACAGAAACACAAUGGUAAAGCUUUGUCUUAAAACCACAGAU